Molecule: messenger RNA, 315 nt
Organism: Aspergillus clavatus NRRL 1
Lineage: Eukaryota; Fungi; Ascomycota; Eurotiomycetes; Eurotiales; Aspergillaceae
Exons: 2
Coding region: 1-315 (104 amino acids)
Source: RefSeq, a predicted model, not a curated record
AUGGCAGCUGCAAUGAGGGCCUGUUCAAUCUUAUCGGAGAUGUCCUUCGCCGCUCUCUUCGAGAUCAGAGAGGAGAAUUCCAGCCAUUUCCUUGAUAGGCUGCCAGUGACAAGGGCGAGUAGCCCGGAAAAUCUGUCCUGCAGGACUGGUGUGAAACCACAAUCCCUGAUAUUCGGACUCACUCCCCGCUCGAUGAUGAAGCGAGAAACCUUCUUGUGGCUAUCUUUGGCCGCCUCAUCAAAGGAUCUGGCCGAUGGUCAUGUCAGAAAGCCCUCGUCCAUGGGCAGAAAGGCAUCGGCAUCGAGGGCUUUCUGA